This is a messenger RNA of Mirounga angustirostris (Northern elephant seal), 6883 nucleotides long. RefSeq names its product toll like receptor 5 (gene TLR5). Gene Ontology annotation, molecular function: protein binding; transmembrane signaling receptor activity. Gene Ontology annotation, biological process: toll-like receptor signaling pathway; immune response; inflammatory response. The record is from RefSeq and is a predicted model, not a curated record. Gene Ontology annotation, cellular component: plasma membrane. NCBI's taxonomy places the organism in Eukaryota, Metazoa, Chordata, Mammalia, Carnivora, Phocidae.
UGGAGGUGAGCGCCGGGCCGCGGACGAGGACCCUGGGCAGGGGACGGGGCGGGGACCGGGCUGCUGGCGGGCUCGGGCGUCACCCCUACCUGGGGGCGUCCCGGGCCGCUUCGGGCUGUCCUCCCCGGACCCGCGGUGGCCGGCGGGCGGCCCACCGCGAAGCCCCGGCUCUGACGAGGUCCCUUGCACCCCACCUUUGGAAAGCUGUCAGACUUUGUCACUUUUGCUUUCGUCCCCACCCCCCAGGGGGCAGGUGGCUUCACUGUCUUGGAAAAGGGAGACAGCCACGGCCGCGGGGCCGUGGAAAUCUCAGAACGCUGCCCAGCUGCCAGACCACAGGCCUGAGCCCCGCCCACCCACAGCACCGGGAAAACAGCCUCCACGGUCAAUAUAUAUUUUUUUAAAGAUUUUAUUUAUUUAUUUGAGAGAGAGAGAGAAUGAGAGAGAGCACAUGAGACGGGGGAGGGUCAGAGGGAGAAGAAGACUCCCUGACUAGCAGGGAGCCCGAUGCGGGACUCGAUCCAGGGACUCGAUCCAGGCACUCCAGGAUCAUGACCUGAGCCGAAGGCAGUCGCUUAACCAACUGAGCCACCCAGGUGCCCUCUCCACGGUCAAUAUUGUUGGCCUUUACGUAAUAAACAAUCUGCCGAUGAAGACAGGGGAAACCACGGCUGGAAUGACAUCCUCCCAGGCCUGAGGAAAACCAAAGCCCUUUCUCCUGAUUCACCAAAUUAACACUGACCACCCGCGUCACUGAUGAAGUUCCUAUGGUCUCGGGAACAGAGUUGUAGAACAGUUGGGGGACCUGGGCCCCUAGAAUGGGGAGGAUGUGUCAGGAGCUCCCUGUGUUAGGCCUGGGAGGUUUGAAGACUAUGUACGCUGAAAACAGAAAUACUCGACACAGGGUUGAGCCAGUUCGAAGGGCUCAGAAUUUGGAGGGAGCGCCACCGAUGCCCAGAAGGAUAUUUCCAGCUGCGUCCAGACAAGCAAAAAGAAGAAGGGACAGGCUCACUCUCAGACGCUGGUGGUAUAAUGCUUACAGGUAAGUGUUCCCUGCCAGGAGGGAUGUGCCCGUGUGCCCGGGACCCAGCUCCUGCCCAUACCAGGCCCUUCAGGGACUCAGAGAAUGCAGACCAGCCCCCAGCACUCUGGGGACCACAGAGCAGGAGAGACGGCCCAGAGGCACGACGUGGCAAAUUCACUCAGGGGACACCUGCCCACGUGGUAUGUCCUGGCUGCUGGUGGCAUGGCAGAGAACCAAAGAGAUAACACCUGUCCUCGGGAGCGGAAUUCUGAUUUACAGAAAGGUGGCUUUUAGAAGGACGUGGCUCUCAAGACAGCGUGGCCUCCCUGGUGCCCCCUGGCAGGCCUGUGUCCGUGGGAUGCCCUGUUCUGCUCAUAAACACAUGUGUCCUUUGACUCCACCCAGUGUCCUGGCCUCAAGCCUUCGCGCAAGGCAGACCCAGCCCUCCACACCUGCCUUCGGAUUCAGUUCGGAAUUUUCAUUGCCACAUGAACUCUGGAGAAACUCUCCCAGUCCCCAUUUGUAAAUGAAGUCAGUGUUUUUCUCAGCGAGUCCUCCGCAGCUGCCCACAGUGGGCCACCCCCACCAGGGAACCACCCAGCUCAGACUCAGGUGCCGCCCGGGGCCCAGGACCAGUAUUGUCUGUGAAGGAUCGAGGGGCCCCCCGGCCGGGCUAAGUAUAGAGAUGCGCCCAGAGCUCACCCAAGCUUAGGCCAGCCAGUCUGCAGUCCUGGCCGUUAGCUCAAGAAAGGCACCUGCUCCGCUAACAGCUGGGAUCAAAGCUAAGUGAAUUCGACUCAGACGGGAGAGUGGCUGACCCUUUUCCCUCUGGUCUCGUUAUCAUAAUUAACAGCGCUUGGCAGGAGGGGGAGUCACGCUGCCUGUGCCGCUCCCGCCGCCCUCAGAGCCCAGACACCAGCUGGCUCACACACGUGGAAUCACACCGCCUUUGGCCUCUGGGACUGGCUUAUGUCACUGGGCACGAUGUCCUCGAGGUUCGCUAGUCACACCAGCCAUUGGAGUCUCCUCCGUGCGAAGGCUGACUCGUACAUUGUGUGUGCGACGCCGUUUGUCAACCUACUUGCGUGUCGGUGGACGCUGGCUUGCUUCCUUCGGUGGUCGUGCACAUGAUGCUCUUUCUGCAUUCUGUCCCCUUGGGCACGGACCCACAGUGGGAUGGUGUCCCGAGGCGGGCGAGUCGGCAUGGCAGCUGUGAGGCUGGCAUGUCCGGCAUUCUGUGCUUGCAAUCGCCUGGAGCAAUUUAGCCACUCGCGAUGCCCCGCUGUCCCCAGACCCACUAAACCAUCUCUCCAAGGGGACCCAGGUCCCUGUACUGUUUUCAUGUCCGUGGCGAUUCCGAAGGACGGCCGAGUUCAAGAACCAUUCGUCUACACCAGGGAGUCUCCGGUUUGCGUGUGCAGAAAGUUCACACACUUGUUGAGAGUCCAGAGGCCCGUUGUAAGGCCGUGUCCUGUCCCUGGUCUGUGGGAGGCCUGGACUUCCUUGCUCCCAGGCCCCCCGGCGACUGACCUGCAGCCCCGGUGAGACCUUCUCUGCUCGUCUGUCCUUCAUCAAAGCAUGAGUGCGCCAGGGCUGGGGAGUGGAUCCACCCAGGUCCCUGAGCCUCUGGGACCCGAGUCCACGCUGGCCCCAGCAGGUCCCAAGCCCGUCCUGCAGGCUCUCCAGGCUCUGCCAGAGGCUCUCAGACAGAACAGCAGCUCCAUCCUCCAAACUGGCACCGUUAGCCUUGAACUGAAGCAUAGAUGCUCUAACACGUGCUUUGAGUAACAUGCUUAUUUAAUCCACAUGCUAGGAAAUGUGAAUUUCAUGUGGGCUUGUGGGCAUUUUCUUAGGUUUAAAUGAAGAAAACUGGGCCCAGCUGAGCCACCUCAUAUGUGAAUAAACACAACACACUUGAGAACCUGUCGGGGACCUCGGUUCCCCAUCCACAUCUGCUGUUACUGCUGUCCACCUGCUCCCAGGGAUCCCUGCAUCCCUCGCCUUGUGCAGCUCAGUGCAAGCCUGGGACUUGGGCUUGAGUGACCCUCAAGGUGAAAGCGGUCUCCUGCACCGUGUCUUUCAUAACCAUGUAACAUCUAUACGACUGCGCUACCUUCUCUCUAUCAGGUUUUUUGGUGCCACCAGGGAAGAUUCUGAGUGUUGGACACUAGCCUCCUUUCCUCAGAAGCCCCAUUUUUGUCGUGUGAAUUUGCGUAGCACGGGAUUUGGAGGAAGGAACACGUAUGUCACCUGAUGCACUCACAGUUAGCAGGCCUCAGGGUUUCCAUGGAAACCCCACCACAAAUCAGCCCCAAGGCGGAACGAAGCCUCUGCAGAGCCGUGGGCCAGCCCCAGGGGAAGCUGUCUCCGUGGCUGCGGGUUAAGGCUCUGUGCAGACCCACACCUGCUUCCUGUUACCCCCUUCCUUCGCCCCAUUCUCCAUCCUCUGAGCCACGGGGUCCUUCCUUUCCUCUGGAGGUUCCACUCAGAGCAGGCUGAAUGCGCCUCUGGCAUGGGAGACCAGACGCCUCACCACCCAGCGCAGCGCUGGGGACACAAGCCAGACACAGGAUCAUGGGAGGCCACCUGGGCUUUCUGUUUGGGGUGAUGCUUGCAGCCGGCCCUGUGCUUGCAAUUCCUUCCUGCGCCUCUGACCGUCAGAGGGCCUUGUAUCGCUCCUGCAACCUCACCCAGGUGCCCCCGGUCCCCAGCACCACCCAGACCCUCCUGCUGAGCUUCAACUACAUCUGGACUGUCACAACCACAUUUCCCUUCCUGGAGCGGCUGCAGCUGCUGGAGCUUGGGACUCAGUUUACCCCCUUCACCAUUGGCAGAGAACCUUUCAGAAACCUGCCCAACCUGAGGGUCUUGGACCUGGGCAAGAGUCAGGUAGAUUUCCUGCAUCCCCAUGCUUUUCAGGGGCUGCCCCACCUGCUUGAACUUAGACUCUUCCACUGUGGUCUGCCUGAUAAUAUAUUAAAAGAUGGUUAUUUCAGAAACUUAGAGUCUUUGUCUCACCUGGACCGGUCCAAGAAUCAGAUUCAUGGCCUUAACCUUCAUCCUUCAUUCUGGGAAUUGAAUUCCCUGAAGUCCACUGAUUUUUCCCUCAACCAGAUCCCCACUGUGUGUUCACAUGAGCUCCAGCCGCUGCAAGGGAAACCGCCCCUGUUAAACCUCACUGCCAGUCAUCCAUACAGCAGGGUCUCCGUGGACUGGGGCGCAUGCAUGAACCCGCUCACAAACACGGCCCUAGAAACCCUGGACGUUUCUGACAACGGCUGGACAGUGGACGUCAUGGGCCAGAUCUCCCUGGUUCUGGCCCACCACAUUAUGGGGUCCGGGUUUGGCUUCCCGAACAUCAGGGACCCCGACCGGAGUGCAGCGCUGCGGCUGGAUCUGUCCCAUGGCUUCAUCUUCUCCCUGAACUUCCGACUCUUUGAGGCCCUCAAGGACUUGAAGCUCCUGAACCUGGCCCACAACAAGAUAAACAGGAUUGCAAGAGAAGCAUUUUAUGGCCUCAACAGCCUCCAGGUUCUCAACAUGUCAUAUAACCUCCUGGGGGAGCUUUAUAAUUCUGAUUUUUAUGGACUCCCUCAGGUAGCCUAUAUUGAUCUUCAAAACAAUCACAUUGGGAUCAUUCAGGACCAGACCUUCAGAUUCCUGAAAACAUUAUGUACCUUGGAUCUCCGGGACAAUGCUCUUAAAACAAUUCCUUUUCUGCCAAGCCUAGACACUAUAUUCUUGGGUAGCAAUAAACUGGCAGCCUUGCCGAGCAUUAGACUUAAAGCCAAGUUCAUCCACUUGUCAGAGAACAGGCUAGAAGAUCUGGAUGAUCUCUAUUUCCUCCUUCGCAUCCCUGACCUCUACGUCCUCAUUCUGAAUCAAAACCGCUUUUCCUCUUGUAGCCGAGCUCAUGGCCCAACAGGGAGCCUCAGCUUAGAAAAGCUUCUCCUUGGAGCAAACAUGUUGCAGCUUGCCUGGGAAACCAGCUUCUGCUGGGAUGUGUUCAAGGGGCUCUCGCGGCUCCAGAUCCUGUAUCUGAACAACUACUUGGCCUUUCUCCCGCCCGGGGCACUUCGUGACCUGACUGCGCUGAGGGGCCUCGACCUCAACUCCAACAGGCUGAUUCAGGCUCUUGCUCCUGGCGAUUUGCCUGCUAACCUGGAGGUGCUGGACAUGUCCAGAGACCAGCUCCUGUCCCUGGACCCCAACUUGCUGGCGUCCCUCAGAGCUGUGGACAUAACGCACAACAAGUUCAUCUGUGAGUGUGACCUCCAUCCUCUCAUUACUUGGCUCAACCAGACCAAAGUCACUGUAUUUGGGUCUCGUGCAGAUAUCUACUACACGUACCCCAACGCGCUCGCAGGGACACCUCUCUCCUCUGUUUCCAUGGAGGGCUGCGAUGAAGAAGAGGUCUUGAAGGCCCUAAAGUUGUCCCUUUUCGUCUUCUGCACGGUCACUCUGACUCUGUUCCUCAUGACCAUGCUCGUGGUCACCAAGCUCCAGGGGCUUUGUUUCAUGUGUUACAGGGCUGCCCAGAGACUGCUGCCCACGGUCCAUGCUGAGUGCCGCGAGUCCAACACGUACAAAUACGAGGCCUACCUCUGCUUCAGCAGCAGAGACUUUGAGUGGGUGCAGAGGGCUCUGCUCAGACACCUGGAUGCCAGGUUCAACCUGUGCUUUGAAGACAGAGACUUUGUCCCAGGGUGGGAGCACAUCGCCAACAUCAAGGACACCGUGUGGGGCAGUAGGAAGGUGGUCUGCCUCGUGAGCAGACACUUCCUCCAAGACGGGUGGUGCCUGGAAGCCUUCAUUUACGCCCAGAGCAGGUGCGUGUCUGACCUGGACAGCGCCCUCAUCCUGGUGAUCGUCGGGUCCCUGUCCCAGUACCAGCUGAUGAAGCAUCAGUGCAUCAGAGGGUUCGUGUGGAAACGGCAGUACUUGAGGUGGCCCGAGGAUCUCCAGGACGUUGGCUGGUUCCUUCACACACUCAACAUUCUGAAGAAAGAGAAGGACGCCAACACAGACAGUAGCAUCCAGCUGCAAACUGUGGCGACAGUCUCCUAGUCAAGGAGCAUUUCCAGCUAAUCCCAAGCCACAGAUAACUCUUACCAUUUCAGGGGCCUGUUUUGGAGAGGUUUUGUUUUUUUCCUACUAGGAAAACAACAUCGCUCUUGAUUCCCAUAGCCACAGGAUGCCUGGUCUCACUGACCCGGAAAUGGAAAGGAAUCCUGUUUUCUCCACUUGCACCGACCAGGCCAUGCCCUUGUCGUGGGAAGGGCCUGGGAGAGGGGUCCCAGAUGGCUGCGAGCCUUCCUCUGGUGCUUGCUCUCGGUUGGCAAGGGGCGCCCUCUGCUCCGCAGAACAACACUGACGAAGAAACACAGAAAAGAGGGCGUGUUUCCUGCUUCUGCCACAGGGAUGGUGCCACUGCUCAGUGCCAGUCCCGCUCGGUCUGGGGGCAAGCCGUGGCCCCACAGAAGCGGGCAGGACAGUACCUGGAUCUCGUUGCAGCCGUAGCACUAUCCCUGUUUCUUGUUAGCUCUUCUCCUUCGCACAUGGCCUGAGUUCCCCUCCAUUCUCUCCCACACCCCGCUCAUCAGCUGCACACAGAGAGCCUGGUUCCAGGCCUCAUUCUGCUGCUCGGGGGUGGCUGUGUGACUGUGAGUACGUGACACACCCUCUCUGGGCCUGAUUUCUCAUCUGCGGGCCUGGUGCUCUCUACCAAGGACGUCAGGCUUCUCAGAUCAGCCCUGCUGUGGCCCCGAGGGCGUGCGCACACGGAGGGGCCUUCGGGAGGCAGUGGGAACUUCUCUGAAGUUGUAUUUUUUUUUUUAUCUUAAAUCUCUACAUAUUUUG